Uranotaenia lowii is the source of this 391-nucleotide messenger RNA. Its product is annotated as COX assembly mitochondrial protein 2 homolog. Lineage: Eukaryota; Metazoa; Arthropoda; Insecta; Diptera; Culicidae. The transcript has 3 exons. Bases 143 to 391 code for a protein of 82 amino acids. The record is from RefSeq and is a predicted model, not a curated record.
CACCUCUGUUACCCUCACACAUGUGCACUAUGCAGCUGCAGUGGGCGAUGCACGGAAUAAAAAUUUUAUUUAACGUCAGUGUUUCGGGAUUUUCAGAUGGUUCGCGGAUAUUCUCUUGCAUUUGUUGUGUUUUUAACCAGUGAUGCAUUCUGAUCUGUCGCCUCAUCUGCACACUCCAGAGUGUAACCAGCUGAUAAAUUUGUUGAAAAAGUGUCACGAAGAGAACCAGUUUGCGAAAUUCAUAGGAGUUUGCAACACAUUUGAUCAGCAGGUAGUGAAUUGCCUGCGUAAAGAAAGGCAAGACCAAAGUCGUCGGAAUCGGGAACAAGCCAAAGCUAAACAGCUCCUGGUCCAAGAACGUAUGCGGAAGUUUGACGAAGAAAAAUCGUAA